AUGGUCCGCAGCAUCCACAUUGCCGUCCUUGACGUUGAUAUUCCUCCUCGCAAACUUUAUGAAUCGCACGGCCUAUGCAGUGCUCACUUCCGUAACAUCCUACAAGAGACUGCCUCACGUUUGAACGAGACCUCCCUAGCCCACGAUGACCCCAUCGACAUAUCAGUCACUCCAUAUGACAUCCGAGGAGGACAUUAUCCUGACUUGCGCAAGCUAAGAGGUCAUCCAGACCACCUUGCUUACCCCGAUACCUCUCAAAUCGAUGCCAUCUUGAUCACAGGCGGCGCACCCGGCGUAUACGAAAUGGACAUGUCGCCCUGGAUGCAGCGCCUGCAGACCUUUCUCCAGACAGUCUUCGAACAAUACCCAGAGGUCCGAAUCUUAGGUACUUGCUUUGGACACCAGCUUAUCGGACAUGCUCUGAUGAGAAACCCGGCCGACACGGAGCGAGAGGUGUUCGUUGAGAAAUGUCCCCUCGGGAGAGAAGUGGGUAUAUACACCGUUCAGUUGGAGAAGGACUUCGUCCAGGCUUUUCCAUUGGCACUAGGUCAUUUGCCGCAGGAACAACUGAGAAUCCAGAUGUUCCAUGGUGAUCGUGUCAUGGCAGUUAAGAAGGGAUCUGCUAGCACGCUCGAUGAGAAGGCUUCUCUUCCUGCGCCAUGGAUUAAUGUCGGAAGCACACCUAUUUGUCCCAUUCAGGGGCUGUACUACCCGGGAAGGGUACUAUCUGUCCAAGGUCAUUAUGAGCUGGACGCGUUCGGUAUGCAGAACAUGUGUUUGGAGUUUGCACCGAGCUUCGGAUGGAAGGAUUCGAAGCUUGCAUUGUUUCUAGAGCAGGUUGGUCCACAUGUGGCGGAGCGACGAGACGAUGCGAGGUCCUUUGCUACUGCUGUUGUUUGUUUUUUGGCGGGUAUGGAGGAGCUUCGAAUUGGCGAAUAG
Molecule: messenger RNA, 939 nt
Organism: Aspergillus caelatus
Lineage: Eukaryota; Fungi; Ascomycota; Eurotiomycetes; Eurotiales; Aspergillaceae
Product: type 1 glutamine amidotransferase
Exons: 1
Coding region: 1-939 (312 amino acids)
Cellular component (GO): cytosol; nucleus
Source: RefSeq, a predicted model, not a curated record